AUGCUAUCCACCAAAGACGGCCAGUCCGAUCUGGGACCAGCUGACAAAGUGGUGAAUAUUGCACUUGUAUCGGCUGAAAAUGCUGCACUAGAAAAUGAGGGAUUAUUCUCCGACGAUGAUCUCCCACCCCGCGAUCGUGGGAGGGCGGCAUGGACGAGCCUCGUCGCUGUGUCAGCCAUCGCUAUGGCUACUUGGGGCUUUGGAGCUACUCAAGGUGUUUUCCGAGAAUACUACUUCAAGACGCCUCCUUUCGAAGGAGACCAGUUAGUAGCUUCCACAGGUCUACUAGUAGUCGGCCUCCUUCAAACCCUUCCGCCAUUUCUUCUCAAAUUAAUCUUCACGUACCCUUCUUACAGGAUUUAUAUGAUGUGGAGUGGCAUGGUUCUGGUGGUGGCAUCUUCCAUCGGUGCUGCCUUUUCCACAUCUGCAGUCCAGGUUAUCAUGACUCAGGGACUCAUGUAUGGUCUAUCCAGUGGCCUACUAUUUGCGCCAUGUCUAACAUUCGUGGAUGAAUGGUUUCUAAAACGACGUGGUCUUGCCAAUGGCAUCUUCUUCGGCGCACCCAACAUUGCUGCUGCAGGUCUUUCGCCCGUGUUUUCUCUUCUUCUCAAGCGCUUUGGUCGUCGAAUCACCCUCAUAGGAUGGGCUGUAUUCACAGCUAUCAUCAUUUCCCUCGGCAUCAUCUGCGUUCGCCCCCGACGUGACAGAAAGGCAGAGGUAGCGGCAGCGUCUCAGCAGUUGUCCUCAAUGAAGCGAAUAUCCAAGAAGCCAGUAUUCUGGUUGUUCGUCGUUUCCAUGACACUUCAAAGUCUGGCGAAUAACUUACCUGCCAACUAUCUCCCCAGCUUUGCGACUGAUCUUGGUGCUUCGCCUGAAAAGGGCGCCUUGUUGGUCACAUUCUUAUCCCUUUUUGGUAUUAUCGGCCAGAUAUCAAUUGGUGCCCUAACGGACGCGAUCGGGCCUUUGGUGCCAAUGCUGAUGAGUACCCUUGUCAGCAGUUUCGCCGUAUUUGUCGUUUGGGGUCUCGGAAAGUAUUACUGGAACAUGGUCGUCACAUCCAUACUAUUUGGCGCAUUUGCUUUCAGCUUUAUGGUCUUACGCAGUCAUAUGGCUGCAGUAGUUGUUGACGACCCCAGUCGCCCAAGCGAGGAAUUGUUCGUGUCUGGAAUUCUUCUCUUCAUCCGUGGAGUCAUUGGAGUUGCUUCGGGAUACAUAGCUGCAGCUGUCCUGCAGAACAGUGACCAUACUGGAGUUCAGCCCGGAUAUGGUGCUGGGAAAUGGCGUGAUUUAAUCAUUCUUGUUGGCACUACGAUGACUGCAGCGACCGUUGGGGCAUUUGGUCUGUGGAAAAGAAGAAGGUGA
Messenger RNA from Colletotrichum gloeosporioides, 1362 nucleotides. RefSeq lists its product as uncharacterized. Gene Ontology annotation, cellular component: fungal-type vacuole membrane. The coding region runs from base 1 to 1362 and encodes 453 amino acids. The transcript has 6 exons. Gene Ontology annotation, biological process: transmembrane transport. The record is from RefSeq and is a predicted model, not a curated record. Lineage: Eukaryota; Fungi; Ascomycota; Sordariomycetes; Glomerellales; Glomerellaceae. Gene Ontology annotation, molecular function: transmembrane transporter activity.